AUGGGAUCUAAAUUGAGUAUAGAUAAGCAUGUUUCAAAUUUGGAAGACAUUUUGGAACUUAAUACAAAAUUAUUAGAGAAGAUUAAAUUCGAUAGUAACAUUCCUGAAAGCAUAACUUAACACUUAAAAGUAUGUUUAUUUUCAAAAUUAUCAGAUUUGGAAAUUUUAAGAGGAAAAGCACCCUUUAAAGAAAGUUAGAUCUGAACCAAUUAAUUUAAGUACCAUCUAAACUAGCGGUUUUAAUUUUCUAUCAACUGAAUGCUAUCUCGUAUUGUUGGUAUACAAAAAGGCUUAAGAAGGUAUAAUAAUGUUUAAUUAAUAUAGAGUACAAUCAAUUUACAAAUUUUCCUCAUUAAAUGUGGGGUGUUGUUGAAUCUUAUUCUAAUUUAACUCCUAGAGGUUUAGAAGAACCAGUGGCAGCAUCAGAAAGUCAUCUAGAAUCAUUUUUGCUACCCUAAAGAUAAUAAAAUCCAUCAACAUCAAAUAUUUAUGAGUAUAUGAUUUUUGUAUGGAAUGGCAAAACAGCAAAUCCUUUAAUUAAAGCAUCAGCCUUAUCUAAUGCUUUUGAAUUAGAAAAUCUGUUAAAUAGAGGAAGGGAUCCUUUACUUGAAAUACUCUUUAGUGGUGGCAUUAUUAAAAAUAAAAAGUUAUCUAAAGGAUCAAUAUUGACAUUAUAGAGUAGUGCCUAAACAUCAUCUACUACAAAUAUUGAAACUGAAAAUUAAGUUAGAGAAACUGUAUAUUUAUUUAAUUUUUUGUUUCCAGUCCCUGAAAAGAAAAAAGAAUUCUCUAAAUUAGCAGAUUUUUUAGCAAAAAAAUAAAAUACAUAGGCAUAUGCUUAAUAAUUUAUUUAAGUAGAUUUAAAUGAUGAACAAAUUUAAAAUUCAAACACUAAUAAAGUUAUUUAAAAGCCUAAAUUAAAUUUAAGAGAAUCUUUGACUAGUAGAGAUGCCUAACCCAGAGAUGUAUUUAAAGAAUUAGCAUUUCCUAGAAGAAAUUCAAAUGAAAUUAAAAAUAAUAUACAUGAGAUAUCAGAUGAAGGAUCUCCUCCUAUUUCUAAAGAAGGUUCAAAACCAAUUUCUAGUCGUUCAAGAGAAAAUAAUAGAUAUGAAGAUAUUAGUCCAUAAUAAUUACCAAUUACUAAUAAUAAUGCAUUUUAAUUUAAUUUACCUGCAUAAAUAAAAAGCAAAGUUCCUGCUCUUAAUAUUCCUAAAUUAGAUUUAAAUUGCAAAACUCAUUCUCAAGAAGUCAGUAUAGGAGUUCCAUUAGUUGAAGGUGUUGAGUAUAAUGAAAAUGAAAAAAUCAAACCUAUGAAAUUACCUCUAGCAAGUUUAAAAUUAUAACGAGAUGAUACUACAUAUUAAGAUAUUGAGGAAGAGGAUUCAAAUGGAUUUAAUUUUGAUAUCAGAGAUACAGAUAGGAAAAAGCUUAAAAUUUAACAUUUUGCAGAAUAAUGCUCAUCUGUAAUACCUAAUUUUCUUUAUGUUGGAGGUGAAUAAAUAGCAUACAAUAAAGAAGUCUUAAAAUAAAUUGGAGUCACUCAUGUAGUAAAUUGUGCAGGAGAUGUAUGUAAGAAUAAAUAUCCUGAUGAUUUCUUUUAUUAGACAUAUUAUCUCAAAGAUUCAAAAACAGAAAAUAUUGAAUGUAUAUUCUAUGAAGUUAUUGGUAUCAUUGAAAAGGCAAAAAAGAGUAAUGGAAAAGUAUUGAUUCAUUGUGUUUAAGGAGUAUCAAGAUCUGUGUCAUUAUGUAUAGCUUAUUUAAUAAUAUCUUAAUAAAUUACUUAUUCUCAAGCAUUCGAUAUUAUUAAGAAAAAUAGAGGAGUAGCAUCUCCUAAUAUGGGAUUUACAGUCUAAUUGUUAUUAUUUUAAAAGAGAUUACAAGCCUCAUAUGAUAGUAUACCUAUUGCUCCUAGAGUAUUUGCAGUAGGAAGAGGAGUUAGUGGACCUUAAAGUAUUGUAUGUAGAAUGUUGAUGGAUUAAUUAUAUUCUGGUAAGGUUUUAAGAACAUUUGAUAGUAGAGGAGUUUUUCUAGUACUUUCAGAACAUGAUUUAUAUUUAUGGAUUGGUCCUGAAUGCAAUAAAGCUGAAAAGUAUUUCAUAAUUUAUAAAUAGAUUUAUUCAAUAUGCUCUUGAUUAUACUAAAUUUUUGAAAUAAUUUGAAAAAGCCCCUAAUAUAUAACCUAUAUUGAUGGAAGCUGAAAAUGAAUCAGAAAUGUUUUGGGGUUUAUGGGGAAUAGUUGGUAAACCUGGGAUUAUUUGUUAAAAAAUAAGAGAAUGGGAUUAAUGGUAUGAAGAAGUUGAUGAGAAUGAAUUUAAUAAAGAAAAAGAAUCAAAUAUUUAAUUAUAUAGUUCAGACAGAGUUGAGGAAACUCAUGUUGAAAAAAAGGCAUUUUAUAUAUAUCCAAAUUCAGAUGAUUAUCUAUUGAUGUUCGAUUUAGAAGAUUUGGAUUAAUCUCAAUUAUUCAUUUUAAUAAAAGAAAUAAAUAAAUCAGUCUUACAAGUAUAUGUGUGGAGAGGAUAAGAUUGGGUAGGAAAUGAUGAUGUAAUAUCAAUUCAUUAUAUUAGGAUGAGUAAUAUUUUGUACAUGAAAUUAUAAGCAAAAACUAUUAAUAUAUAAGUGAGAGAAAUAUAUAUGUAUUUUAAGAGGUAACUAUAAAAUUAUGAUAAAUAUUAGGAACCUAAUAAUGAAAGUGAUAUAUUCCUUGACUGCUUUUCAUGA
Molecule: messenger RNA, 2718 nt
Organism: Paramecium primaurelia
Lineage: Eukaryota; Ciliophora; Oligohymenophorea; Peniculida; Parameciidae
Source: the annotation of a GenBank genome assembly